GAACAGGGGAAUUUUCUAUUUUAAAUUAAAAGAUUAUUUUUAUAUCAGCCUCGGCCUGUUCGCACUUUCAGCACGAUCGGAUGAGGUUGACUUUGACCCGAUUUCAGUACGUGUAGCAGUAGCUUAAGGUACAGUACAUAUGGACGUCAAGGCUUGUCACUUGUCAUCGGCAUUGACUCGACUGAGGGACACACGGUUUUCUAGUCUAACAAUGAAAGCGAAAUUCUUUACCCUGCCCUCGUCAUCCUCGCUCUUCUUUAUGCUGCGUUGAUAAUGCUCGAUGAAACUUAUCACAGACAUAUUUACACGUCGAUGUUAGUGCAAAAUAACAUGCAAAAAGGUGGAGAGGAGGUUCUUGCUCGCGAAACUCGCAAAAUUAGCCGAGCUGCAGGAUGUUGACGGCUUGCGGCUGGGUGUUGAGGAGGGAGACUCAGCUGUCGACACUGACACCAACCAAAGUUUUUUAUGUCUGCAUCUUAAAAAUUUAUAUUAUAUCACCAAAUAGAAGUUUUUUCCAUUAAAUUUAUAUUUAAAUAGUUAUAUUAAACAUAUAUAAUGUAUUUAAUUUGAAAAAUUGAUAUAAUUAGUUUUUCUAAUGGCGUGAUUACUUUAUAAUGUUGGCUAAAUGAAAGAUCACGUCCCGGAAAAUUCAAAUUAUAAAAAAAUAUGGCUCCGCCCCCGUCUGGAUGUAUGUUCUGAUUAGCAACAACUUUCUUCUACUCAAGGCGAGUCAGACCGCUCUUCGAACGGUAUCUCAACACGCACGCAACUUUUACUUUGAAAGACUCAAAAUGUUCAGCAAAGAAAAUCUUAUCAAUGCUGCUGCACAGGGAGAAAAGUAUGUAAACUCGAAUUCAUUCAAGUUUACAAUCCAGUAUGGAACAGCCGGUUUCCGCGAGCGAGCUGAGAAACUACCCCACGUCUUGUACCGUAUGGGGUUGUUAGCCGCCUUGAGAGCGUCAGUUAAAAGGGCGGCUGUUGGAGUCAUGAUCACCGCUUCUCACAACCCGGAGGAAGACAAUGGAGUCAAAUUGUGUGAUCCUCAGGGCGAGAUGCUGGAGCCGGAAUGGGAAGUAAUAGCCACAGAAAUUGCCAAUGCCAAAAACCAAACUGAACUGGUCGAAUUGCUGACUGCGGUGGUAUCUCGAAACUCAUUAGAAGACGCAGCCCAGAGUCCAUUUGUCUUUGUCGGACGGGACACCAGAUCCAGCAGUCCAUCUCUAGCAGAUGCAGCUAUUGAAGGAGCCAAAAUUCUUGGCGCCGAGGUCAAAGAUAUUGGGAUCGUGUCCACACCAAUUCUGCACUUUGUGGUUGCCAGCAGAAAUGCUUCCGGAGAAUUGGGCAAGCCCACUGAAGAGGGAUAUUUCUAUCGAAUCACCAGCGCCUUCGAGAGGCUCAAAGAGAUGGAAAACUUGCCCAGAGACAACGGCAACUACAAAUCAGAGUUGAACUUUGACGGAGCAAACGGUGUUGGCGCUCAGAAGAUGGCCAAGUUUAACGAAAUGUUGAAACAAUGGCUUAAUGUGACCAUGUACAAUACUGGGGAGGGCAGACUGAAUUUCAGCUGUGGUGCUGACUUUGUCAAGGUUAGGCAAUGCAUUCCAGAAGGCGUAAAACUCUUUGUAGACAAACGUGGAGUGUCCGUGGACGGCGACGCUGAUCGCAUCGUCUACUUCUACACCGACAGCUCCAAUCAAUUUCAUCUACUGGACGGAGACAAAAUUGCCACUUUGGUAGCAGGACACUUGAUGGAUUUGGUAGCGGCGUCCAAACUGAAACUUAAUCUUGGCCUUGUGCAGACAGCUUAUGCCAACGGAAGCUCCACAGAAUAUAUUUCCAAGACGCUGAAGGUGCCAGUGGCUUGUGUGCCAACUGGAGUAAAGCACCUCCACCACAAGGCCCUCGAGUUUGACAUCGGUGUUUACUUUGAAGCCAAUGGCCACGGCACAGUCAUCUACAGCCAAAAAUCAACCAAUCUCAUCAAACAAGCCGUCGAGGACACCAACCUCGGAGAGACGGAGAAUAAAGCGGCACAGAAGCUGCUUCUUUUUGGCGAGCUGAUCAACCAAACUGUCGGAGACGCGCUGUCGGACUUGCUUCUAGUUGAGACCAUCCUGCAUGCCAAGGGGUGGAGCAUUGCCGACUGGGACACGGCGUACACUGACCUGCCGAGCAGACAGCUCAAGGUCACUGUCAAGGACAGAAAUGUGGUUACAACCACUGAUGCAGAGCGAAAAUGCGUUUUGCCAGAAAAACUGCAGGACAAAAUUGACGCCACCGUGGCGUUGUACGAAAAGGGCAGGGCCUUUGUUCGGCCUUCAGGGACUGAAGAUGUUGUGAGAGUCUAUGCUGAAGCCUCGUCAAAGUCACAAGCUGACUGCCUGGCUGACGAGGUCGCCAGGGCCGUCUAUGAUCUGGCAGGUGGUACUGGAGGGCGGCCAUAAAGAGAUGAAGACUAUUUGUUUUGGCAAUUGCAUUUAACUGUUAUUUCAAUAAAAGGUGAUAUGGAGUUAUAUAUUUAUACGGAAUUAAAGAGUUUGUUUA
This is a messenger RNA of Neocloeon triangulifer, 2544 nucleotides long. It is a transcript of the gene nst, whose product is annotated as phosphoacetylglucosamine mutase. Gene Ontology annotation, biological process: UDP-N-acetylglucosamine biosynthetic process; carbohydrate metabolic process. Bases 687 to 2444 code for a protein of 585 amino acids. Lineage: Eukaryota; Metazoa; Arthropoda; Insecta; Ephemeroptera; Baetidae. The record is from RefSeq and is a predicted model, not a curated record. Gene Ontology annotation, molecular function: magnesium ion binding; phosphoacetylglucosamine mutase activity. The transcript is spliced from 3 exons.